This is a messenger RNA of Adineta ricciae, 1017 nucleotides long. The record is from the annotation of a GenBank genome assembly. NCBI's taxonomy places the organism in Eukaryota, Metazoa, Rotifera, Eurotatoria, Adinetida, Adinetidae.
AUGACCGUUAUAGAGACUCCUGCUCAAUGGGCCGUGAAGUGGAAUGGUAUAGGGAGAAGUAACAAUCCUGCUCAUAACUAUGCCUUUUCGUGGCGAGGUGCUGGUAUUUCUGCGAAAGAGAAAGCAAAAUUGAUUUCAAAGAUUGAAUCGCAAUCGGCUGAUGACGUAUAUGAGGCUCUACUUGCUCGACCAGGUCCACGCGUGAGCUAUUAUGGGACCUGCGCGGUUGGAAUAGUCCACGGAACGCCUACAUUUUGGGUUGAAGGAAUGUAUGGAUCUGUAGGACAUUCCGGUUAUCCGAAAAAUCCUGAUUCCGGCGAUGCAACAGGACAUUUAGACGCAUGCUAUAAUGAGCAUCGAAUAACAGGCCUUUGCUCCUAUUCAGAUGUAGCAGAACGAGCAAAACAGACGCUCCUUUAUGCUGUUAAGAAUGAUGUUUGCACCAAUUACUACAAUUUGAAACAGUUACUUGGAACAACAUCUGAAAACUUGUCCGAGUAUCCUCAACAAGUAGAAGAGAGAGAAAACGUUCAAAGUCGUGCUGCUAAAUUUCUUUCUGCAGUUGGUCUCCGAAUUCCACCGACCGGCACAGGCGAUAAAUGGAUCACUUUGUGUGAAGUACAAGCACGCAUUCGAUAUUCUGGCUUCAAAGCAAAAUCGGACACACGGACAUGUACAAGAACUGUCAAUGGUGAAAUCAAAGAAGUGCGAGUCAAAGUUAAAGAAAGUUGGGGUUGUGCAUAUCAUACAGAAACAUAUGCAUCGGGUACAAGUCUUAAAUACAAGAAUAGUGUCUCUCGUCAAUAUGAUGAUGGUAUAAAGUUGGCAAUAGAUUCGCGAGAUAAACUAGCUGCUGAUUAUUUGGAAACAAUGAAGUAUCGACAUUUGGAGAGUCUUGAUGUGGCUACUAAUCAAGAUACAGCUAGAUUAACUGCAACGGCGACAAGCCAGGCCUUCUGGGGACCAGGUGGUAAUUGCAACCUUGCGCUGGAAGGACGUGUCAAUGAACUUUACUAA